CAUGUUGUGAGCGUCGGGAGCGGCCCGACGGGGGCGGCGGGGCCGGGUGUUCCCGGACAGCUCAAGGUCGGAGCCGGACCUCGGCGGCGUGGUCGGGAGGGUGAGCGCGGUGCGGGGGCGGCGGCUGCACAGGUUUGGGACUCUCCUGAGACGGCCUAGAGUGAUCCCGGUGAGAUCCUGCGCGCUUGUCCUGCUUUCUCCGUUCCUGCAUCCUGCCAAGCCUCAACCGGAACAGGCACAGUCCUAUAGAAGGGCUUACGACUCAGCCUUCACGUCAUAAAAGUAACUUAAGGACUCCAAAAUGACAGGAAGAGAGUUUCUUGAACUAGAUUCUCCACAGCAGAGUCUAUUUUUGGAAAGACUCAAGCAGAUGGAAAUCAUACAAAAGAUGUUAAAUGAGCUUCCUAAAGCAGAUCAGAACCUUUGUAAUCAUGGAUCAUACUUCCUAGCAGCAAAUUCAAGCUUAUGUGGCUUAGCAGCAAAUAAUUUCUUCAGGAACAUCCUAAAUAUCAGAAGGGCUUUCUUGGUGUCCACUGUGCCAAUGGCUGUUAUUCCAUUUCUUUCAACAACAGCAGUUUAUGAAGUUUUUGUGCGUGGCCCUUUAUUUUCAGGUCAGCUGAACUGUGAGGUCUGUGCUGUGGUCAGAGGAGGAUUAGUAGGGGCUGUUGUGGGUGCUCUCUAUCCUGUUGUCCUGGCUCUCCCCUUGAACGCAAGCCUUGCAGCCAGGUACAUGUCAUCUCCCUUGCCAGGGAAAGAAAAUGCAUUACGCUACUGGCUCACAAUCAUUCAGCCUGUCUUUAGAAAGACAAGUCUGGGUGUACUGGUACAGGGUCUAACUGGAUUAUAUCUUGCCACUAAACACCACGGAAUAUAUGUCAAAAUACUACAGCAGAUGCACCUUAGCAGGGAUCCUGAAGAGCUACAAUAACUUUUCAAUUGCCUUGGAUAAGUAACCAUAAUAAACAAGGAAAAGAA
Messenger RNA from Neopelma chrysocephalum (saffron-crested tyrant-manakin), 975 nucleotides. Its product is annotated as transmembrane protein 126A-like. Lineage: Eukaryota; Metazoa; Chordata; Aves; Passeriformes; Pipridae. The record is from RefSeq and is a predicted model, not a curated record. Gene Ontology annotation, cellular component: mitochondrion. Gene Ontology annotation, biological process: mitochondrial respiratory chain complex I assembly. The coding region runs from base 302 to 928 and encodes 208 amino acids. The transcript has 6 exons.